Eruca vesicaria subsp. sativa (arugula) is the source of this 1549-nucleotide messenger RNA. Lineage: Eukaryota; Viridiplantae; Streptophyta; Magnoliopsida; Brassicales; Brassicaceae. The record is from the annotation of a GenBank genome assembly.
ACGAAACCUAAUCUCUUAAACCUCACCGGCGACGAAGAAUGGCAUUAUCGUCUCCUCCCCUCCUCCAUCUUCUUCCUCACUAUUCCUUCUCUCUAAUAACCUCAAAACGACACCGUUUCUUAUCCUUUAACCAUGAAUCUCCAUCAUCAUCAUUUUCAGUCAGAGCUCCGGCAUCAUCCCUCGUCGUAGCCGCCGUCUCCUCAAAAGCCUCCACCGGGACAAAACAGAAGUCUAAAUCCAAAGCCAAACCUCCUCCUCCUCCUCAGCCUCCAGUUACCACUGUAGCUGAAGAUGAAAUAGGAACAGAGGAAUCAGAAAUGGUCAACAUUGCUGAAGAUGUCACUCAAUUGAUUGGAAGCACACCAAUGGUGUAUCUGAAUAGAGUCACUGAUGGGUGUGUGGCUGAUGUUGCUGCAAAGCUUGAAUCAAUGGAGCCUUGUAGAAGCGUCAAAGAUAGGAUUGGUCUUAGCAUGAUUAACGAGGCAGAAGACAGAGGAGACAUAACUCCUAGAAAGAGUGUGUUAGUAGAGCCUACAACGGGAAACACUGGCCUAGGGAUUGCUUUUGUUGCUGCAGCUAAAGGGUACAAACUUAUAGUGACUAUGCCAGCUUCUAUAAACGUUGAAAGAAGGAUGCUUUUACGCGCAUUAGGAGCAGAGAUUGUGCUAACGAGUCCAGAGAAGGGUCUUAAAGGUGCAGUGGAUAAGGCUAAAGAGAUUGUUCUCAAGACUAAGAACGCUUAUAUGUUUCAGCAGUUUGAUAAUACUGCAAAUACAAAGAUCCACUUUGAGACUACAGGACCAGAGAUAUGGGAAGAUACAAUGGGUAAUGUUGAUAUAUUUGUUGCCGGAAUUGGAACUGGUGGUACUGUAACAGGUACAGGAAGUUUCUUGAAGAUGAUGAACAAUGAUAUUAAGGUAGUUGGCGUUGAACCAUCAGAAAGAAGUGUUAUAUCUGGAGAUAGUCCUGGUUAUGUACCAGGAAUCUUGGAUGUUAAGCUACUAGAUGAAGUGUUUAAGGUAAGCAAUGAGGAAGCAAUUGAGAUGGCGAGAAGACUAGCUUUGGAGGAAGGGUUACUGGUUGGGAUAUCGUCUGGAGCAGCUGCAGUAGCAGCUAUCAGCUUGGCUAAAAGAGCUGAGAAUGCAGGAAAACUUAUCACAGUUCUAUUUCCAAGCCAUGGGGAGCGGUAUAUCACAACAGCUCUGUUUAGUUCCAUCCACAAAGAGGUCCAAGAGAUGAGCCAUUAGUAGCAGCUAGACGAAAACCCUUGAGCAGAGUGUAAACUACAAGUCUCUCUGCAACAUGGAAAACAUUUUGGAAUAACUUUACAAGCCUAAGCCUAUACAGGUAUUGGGAAGACCAUGCGGGGGAUUGAGAGUAAGUGAAACAGUUUUUUUUUUUUACCAAAGAUUUAGUGAUGUAUAGGUCAGAAACCAUCUUACUUGGUCUUCUUCUUCUUUUCACUUAUAUCUUGAGGCUCAAGUCUGAACAAGUAAAGUUUGGGUACCUAAAUCCUAACAUUUAUCUGAAUUGAGAUCCUUAAGAGCAA